AUUCAAAGGAUUUCCGCUUUCGUUUCCUUCAUGAAAUUUCCUAUAAGAUACAUGUAAUAUAAUAGAAGUUACAGUCAAUUGUGGAAUAGUCGCCAGAAGAAGUCUAAAAUUUGGAACGGCAACAUUUUACACUAUUGAACAACGGUAGUUGAAACAACACCGAUCUCGUCGUUUUGAAAAUGCUAUCGCUACAACUGGUAUCUGAAUUACAAGCGGGGAGCAAUCUUGUGACACCGUUUCAGCCAUGGUGGGAAGUACUUAUCGACUAUUCCCUCUAUGGAAUUCUUCUGGCAGUUCUGCUUGGACUGGCUGGUGUAACUCUCACUGGCACAUCGGAAAUUGUCUGCAUACCAUUAUUUAGCAUCAAUUCGACGGAUCUUAGUAUCGUAUCUUACGUGAAUGCUAGAUGUUCGAGACGAUUUGGCGGUAGCUUUCUCUUGUAUUAUCCUUACAUCGCUCUUAUCCUUUAUCUGAUACUUUUGUUUGGUCAUAUACUCUCCGUGAAGCUCCCUUCGACUGCCUCAUUUCUUGAGCGUAUGUUUAAUCUUUUUGCCGACUUUAAAACACUCCAGAAUUCGUCGUCGUACUAUGGUCGCCAGGCAGUCGUGACAAAUCCAGAGGAACAGCGCAUGAGCGAUGAGACAGAGAAGGGCGGCAAGUUUUACAAGACGGUGAAAGCAGAGUUCAAGGAACAAGUUGUCGCCCUUGUGGAACGACUUAUCGUCACAUUGGCAUCAAAUCCCGGUUUCUUUGUUGUGUAUGUUGUAAAAUCGGUUAUUCUGUUUGUCGGUAGCAGUCUCGUCAUCGCUGGUAAUGUAACCUCACUUCUUUUUUUCGACUGGAUGUUGGUGUUUGACUGCGAGCUGACCGACUCCGUAGCGUUGAUAUACCAAAGUGCGAAAUGCACUGUUCCCGCCGCUCCGUUUUUGUAUGGCUUGAUGAUGGUUAUUGCAAUUUUCUCUGCCUUCAUUAUGUUGCUCACGUUUCGAGCAAUGUUCUGGUUAUAUCAAACAAGAAACUUUCAGGCAGAGUAUUUGGCGACGUGGAAACAACGGAAACACGUGUUGGGAGGGGAGCCUGGUUUUCGCGACUUUCUCUUUUGUCUCAUGUUGAUGAAGAACAACGGUACGGACGGCGAGGCUGUUUACAAUACAGUCAACUCGAGCCUUGAGAUAUACGACACGCUGAAGUUCGAGCGACAUUUUGAUCUCAGCUUUACCGUCGCUUCAGACAUCCAGUUUGAGCGUGAUAAUUACAUUUGUAAUUAUAUGUUGCAAGAGUUGGGCAUGCGCACCAAUGAGAAAGGCGAAAGCCACGGACUUAUCGAUACUCUUAGCAUAAUCUACAGCAACAUAAAAGGAGAUGCUGGCAGCAAGGAAGAAGCCGAAAACAGAUUAAGAAAAGCAUUAAUAAACGAACUUGUGUCUCAUCCGACGCGCUACAAGGACGCUAUCGACAACUACAUGGCAAGUAGUCUGUCCUUUUACGAAUACAUAAAAAGCAUCGAAGACGUCUCAUUUCGCUUCGGUGUACUGUCCGAGUGCAAUUUUGUGUUGAUUGCAUUUGCCAACUUGACACGCUCUAAGAUAGUUCUUUUACGACCGCAUGUUUGCUCGUUUGUUUACAGUCCGAUAUGCAAUGAAAGCGAACUGACUGCGGUUCGAUACUUAAAACAUUUACCGCCGCGAGAUUACAUAGCUGCGUCAGCGGUCGACGAACCAUCGGAAGAGCAGGUUGCGAACAGGAACCGUUUUUUGAAUGAUGCUAUCUACACGAAGAAGCUUCGCUUCACAGCGCUCUCAUCGUGGAAAUCGGUCGGCUCUAAGAAAUACCUGGAUACUUUAACGGCAAUGCUGCCAAAAUAUUUGACAGGGACGGAAGAAAUUUUCGAUAAAGAAGAUGGCUCUCCGAUUAACCGACCCGUCUGUUCGCCCAUCGCGUUGCUGAACGACAUCCUACAUGAAGACAUUGUAGAGGAUGAAAUGGAGUCUGGCGAUGAUGAUGGGUCUAUGGGCAUCGAAGGAUAGUACGAUUUGUUGUCUUGUUCGUGCAUAUUGAAAAAUAGAUUUACAGCCUUAGCUCUUCAUUUUCAUAAAAUAUAAUUGUAUUAGCAA
This is a messenger RNA of Xenia sp. Carnegie-2017, 2114 nucleotides long. RefSeq lists its product as uncharacterized. Lineage: Eukaryota; Metazoa; Cnidaria; Anthozoa; Malacalcyonacea; Xeniidae. The record is from RefSeq and is a predicted model, not a curated record. The transcript has 5 exons. Bases 180 to 2027 code for a protein of 615 amino acids.